Messenger RNA from Quercus robur (English oak), 2098 nucleotides. RefSeq names its product AT-hook motif nuclear-localized protein 25-like. The coding region runs from base 767 to 1606 and encodes 279 amino acids. Lineage: Eukaryota; Viridiplantae; Streptophyta; Magnoliopsida; Fagales; Fagaceae. The record is from RefSeq and is a predicted model, not a curated record. Gene Ontology annotation, cellular component: nucleus. Gene Ontology annotation, biological process: vegetative to reproductive phase transition of meristem. Gene Ontology annotation, molecular function: minor groove of adenine-thymine-rich DNA binding; DNA-binding transcription factor activity. The transcript has a single exon.
AAACUCCUCGCUUUGAAUUCAUUCAAUCUGAAGUUAAGGUUCAGGCAUUCAAAAACGUAGGGUGCUACAAAGAAGUAAAGAACAUCAUUUUAAACUUCAUUCUAAUACAUAUAAUAUAAUCAUACAAGCUUUUCAUGAAUAUUAUAAUAUUACAUCUCUCCUUUGUUAACCAAAUGGGUUUCGCCAUCUUGGUUUUAUAGCUAGGUUUCUACCUGUCCUAGUUGAUUCGUUCCUGAAUAGAUCUAAAGCUGGGUAGGGGCAAGCAACUUCAUGAAUGCAGAAUGUACCUGCUAGUACUAGGAAUUUCUAAGAAUUAAACAGCUAGCAUUUCUUGGUGCAUAUCAAUUAGCUUCCGAGAUCUGAAUCUUAACCUUUUAUUUUCCCUUCUUUGUUUCAUUUGGGUCCGACUCAAACAGUUCAGAAACCUAUAUAGGAAAUCUCUUCUAAGUAAGUGGACAACUCCUCUAAUUCUAGUUAUAAGCUUUAAGGUCAAAAUCUUCAAUAUUUGAAAAGGUAUAGAGAUAGGUUGACAUUAAUUGGUUUCUAGUCUAGAGUUCUCACAGAGCUAAAUCACUUAAUUCUCUAGCUAGGUUGAUUUUUCUCUUUAUUUUCAUGAACAUUGCGAAUCUGAACAGGUAGAGUAGAAGAAAUGCUAGCUCCAUAACAAUUUAGAAACAGUUUCCAUAUAUAGUCAUAUCUUCUUCCUAUAGCUAAUAUAGAUAAGUAGGUAGCGAGUGAGAGAGAGAGAGAGAAAUAGAUUGAGCAGAUGAGUGGCUUAGAACCAGCAGGUUCUCGCUAUGUCCACCAGCUCCUGGGACCAGAGCUCCAACUACAAAGACCAUCACAGCCCCAACUCACAGAUUCCAAACACUCUCCAGAGAAAGAGCAAAUACCUAGUACGGACCCUGAUGCCCCCACUACAAGUUCAGGAGCAACCUCUAGUCGCAGGCCUCGUGGCCGUCCUGCUGGUUCCAAAAACAAGCCCAAGCCACCGAUAAUCAUCACCCAGGACAGCCCAAAUGCACUGAAAUCCCAAGUACUUGAAGUCUCUGCAGGUUCAGACAUAGUUGAAUCAGUCUCAAAUUACGCCUUGCGCCGUGGCCGUGGAGUUUGUGUCCUUAGUGGCAGUGGUUCUGUCACCAAUGUAACUUUGCGACAGCCAGCAUCACCAGCUGGGAGUGUUGUAACAUUACAUGGGAGGUUUGACAUAUUGUCUCUGACUGGGACAGCUCUGCCACCACCAGCUCCUCCGGGAGCUGGUGGUUUGACUAUUUUUUUGGCAGGUGGGCAAGGACAAGUCAUGGGAGGGAGCGUGGUGUCACCUUUGACAGCUUCAAGUUCUGUGCUUUUGAUGGUUGCAUCAUUUGCAAAUGCAGUGUAUGAUAGGUUACCAUUGGAGGAGGAAGAGUCAAGAGUGCAGGUACAGCCUACAGCUUCACAAACUUCGGGAUUGACCGGUGGCCAAUUGGGUGAUGGAGGAAGCGGUGGCAGCAGUGGCGGUGUUCCUUUUUAUAAUUUGGGGGUGAGCAUGGGAAAUUAUACAGCCUUCCCUGGUGAUGCUUUUGGUAAUUGGGGUGGUGGCAAUGCAGCUAGGCCACCAUUUUAGUAUUGUUUUUCUUAUAAGAUGAGGGGGUUGCUAUUAUCAACCACCUCUCUCAGACUUUGCAGAAGUGGGAGCUCUGUGUCAGAUGAGUUGGAAGUGGAAGGGGGUGUUUUUAGAUGUUUGUUGUUAGAAUGUUGGUAUAUGUAUCUUGGUUUUGACUGUUGAGAUGAGCAUAUAUAUGGGGAAGAUGAAGAUUUCAAUGGUCUGCAGGCAUAUAAAUAUUAAUCAGGAAGAGAGUAGAAUGAAAUCCUGUGAUAUUUUAUCAGGACAAACAUGUUUCUGAGGGAAAAACUUGUGAUAUAUAUAGAAUGUAUUUUUUUUUUUUUUAUGGCGAUAUAUAGAACAUGACCCUCAGUUGUGAGGAUGUGAUGUGAGCCUCAUUAAUUUGGAGCACAGGACAUAGAAAAUCCUCCAUAUCUGUAAGUCCAAUUUAUGUACAAAAUAUCAUGACAUUGUUUUAUUUUCUUCUUUUUCAAUUGUUAACAGAUUUUCCCU